Molecule: messenger RNA, 2941 nt
Organism: Trichechus manatus latirostris (Florida manatee)
Lineage: Eukaryota; Metazoa; Chordata; Mammalia; Sirenia; Trichechidae
Gene: TRIM58
Product: tripartite motif containing 58
Exons: 6
Coding region: 12-1475 (487 amino acids)
Biological process (GO): protein polyubiquitination; regulation of viral entry into host cell; regulation of protein localization
Cellular component (GO): cytosol; nucleoplasm; cytoplasm
Molecular function (GO): zinc ion binding; ubiquitin protein ligase activity; protein homodimerization activity
Source: RefSeq, a predicted model, not a curated record
UUCUGGGCAGCAUGGCCUCAGGCCCGCCGGGGGAGCGGCUGCGGGAGGAAGCCAGGUGCCCCGUGUGCCUGGAUUUCCUGCAGGAACCAGUCAGUGUCAACUGUGGCCACAGCUUCUGCUUCAGAUGCAUCUCCGAGUUCUGCCAGAAGUCCGAUAGCGCCCAGGGCGGUGUCUAUGCCUGUCCCCAAUGUCGGGGCCCCUUCAGCCCCGAGAGCUUCCGACCCAACAGGCAGUUGGCCAGCCUGGUGGAAAGUGUGCGACAGCUGGGGCUGGGCACGGGGCCCACGGGUGUGCGCCUCUGCCUGCGCCACGGCGAGGAGCUGAGCCGGUUCUGUGAGGAGGAUCAGGCAGCGCUGUGCUGGAUCUGUGACACCACCCCUGAACACAGGAGCCACCUCACGAUGCCCCUGCAGGAGGCCGCCAGGUGCUACCAGGUAAAGCUCCAAACAGCCCUGGGGCUUGUGAGGAAAGAGAUGGAGGAGGCCUUGACUCAGGAGGCCAAUGUGGUUAAGAAGACUGUCAUUUGGAAGGAGAAAGUGGAAGUGCGGAGACAGCGCUUCAGGUUGGAAUUUGAGAAGCAUCGUGGCUUCCUGGCCCAGGAGGAACAACUGCAGCUGAGGCGGUUGGAGGAAGAGGAGCGAGCAACCAUCCAGAGACUUCGGGAGAGCAAAAACAGGCUGGCCCAGCACAGCAAGGCCCUGAAGGAGCUGGCUAAGGAGCUGGAGGAGAGGUGUCAGCGCCCGGCCGUGGGUCUGCUGGAGGAUGUGAGAGAAGCCUUGAGCAGAAGUAAAGCUGUUACACAGUUGGAACCAGAGACCAUCCCCAUGGAGCUGAGAACAAUGUGUCAUAUCCCUGGGAUGAGGGAAAUGCUAAGGAAGUUCCAAGUUGAUGUAAAGCUGGAUCCUGCCACCGCUCAUCCUAGCCUCCUCUUGACUGCUGACCUGCGCAGUGUGCAGGAUGGAGAACUGUGGAGGGAUGUUCCCAACAACCCCGAGCGCUUUGACACGUGGCCCUGUAUCCUGGGUUUGCAGAAUUUCUCAUCAGGGAGGCAUUACUGGGAGGUCAUGGUGGGAGAAAGAGCAGAGUGGGGGUUAGGUGUCUGUCAAGACACAGUGUCAAGAAAGGGGGAAACCACACCAUCUCCCGAGAAUGGGAUCUGGGCCAUGUGGCUGCUGAAAGGGAAUGAGUACAUGGUCCUUGCCUCCCCAUCUGUUCCUGUCCUACAAAUGGAAAGGCCUCACUGCAUUGGGAUUUUCUUGGACUAUGAAGCCGGUGAAAUCUCCUUUUACAACGUCACAAAUUGGUCUCACAUCUACACAUUCAACCGACUGUUCUCUGGUGUCCUCCGACCUUAUUUUUUCAUCUGUGAUAUGAAUCCUCUUAUCUUGCCACCUAUCACAGUAGUGGAAUCAGAGAAUUGGGCAUCCAGUGGUCUUCUUGACUCUGCUUCUAAUUUUAGAGAAGAUCACUCCUAAAACUCUGUUCCCAAGAUACAUCCCAUGCCUAGCAAGGCUCUUGUGGAGCAGAGGAUGUAGAUAUAGUAAGCCUCAACAGAUGCCUCCAUUUAGGUUAGCAUUUUAAUCAUUGCUGCUAUGGAAAUUUUCCUAUAGGAAUAGAAGAGAAAAUAUGAUAUAUUUGCAUUUGGAGGUGCAUUGUGGAGUAUAAUAAUUUUAAAAAUGGAGCAGUUUCAUCAACCUCUAUUUCCAGAUGGCUCCACAGAGUUUCUUGAAGAGUCUUUCUUCAAAUUAAUGGACAUAGUAUUAAAGGAAAAUUUCUAUACAUUCAUUGUAAUUUCGCAUUCCUUUCAAUAUGCUUUUACUCCAUAUCUUCCAUAUAUUAAGGAUUAGAAAUGGAAGUUCUUAAGUUGGUUCAAAGCAGUUCAACAUGCAUCUUGGUUCCAAGUUUUCAUUGUAUCUGUUGUUACAACUUCAGAUUCAUAAUACAUCUGUUUCUUCUUCUUCGCCUCUUAAUCAUUCUCAUUCUCUCUCUCUCCAUCCCUCUCUUCCUCUUUCCUAUUCCUUACUUUUCUCUUUUGUUUUAUUUCACUCAUUGUUCACUCUUCCAUUUUCUUCUUGAUUAAUAUAUUCAGCAUUACUCCUUUAUAAACUAAAGUUUCCUAUCACUAUAGUCAAUUAUUUUUUAAAUCUUUUUUAUUCUGGGAACAAUUUUUGAGAAUUAUGGAAUUCUUUCCUCUGAACCUAAUAUCACUGAGUCUUAGAACAUACCUAUCUGGGAUUGCAACUUUUUCCUUUAACUUUAGAUAUAUUUUUAUUAUUGAAAUUUUUCAGAAUUUUGAUUCAAUAUAUCUGAGUUCUUUUGACCAAGCAAUCAAUUACUAGUUAUAAGACUUCAAAAAAAUUAUAUGUGUAUAUAUAUGUAUGUGUAUAUAUAUAUAUAUAUAUCUUUACUUCUACUACUUGUUAGAGUUCCUAUACUCAGAACACUGAUACUGGCCUCACAGUAGUGUGGUAAAUAUUUAAGGUUAUAAAAGAGAUUAUUUAAAUUCAACUUUCCUAUGUAAAUACUUCUAAAGAUGAUGAUGAUGAUGGUGGUGAUGAAAUGAUUUAUUUUAUUCUUAAAGUAUAUUCUGUGACUUUCCAACAAAUUUUCUUAAAGUUGUUGAAGGUUAACUUUGCUGUUGAAGUAUCUUUGCUGUCAUCUCUCUGUCUGUGUCCAAUAAAUAAUUAAGGACUCCAACUCUCUUAACUGUGAAACAAAUUUUAAUUACUGGCAAAAUCAGAGAAUAUCUUGAUAAUCAUAAUAUGUCAGAAAAUUUUAAUCCUCCCUCCUCUUUCACUCUACAGUGAAGUUCAAGCCUUUUUUUUUCUCUUCCAGGGAGAUGUCUUUGACAUCCUUCAUUUUCCUUUCAGCCAUAUUAUUAACUUAAUUUUUUUUUCUAGGCUUUUUAACUACAUCAUUUUAAGCAAGCAAUCCCCCUCUC